CAGGCUGCGCUCAGUAGUCUGGGAAGUUUGUAUGCAAUAGUCGGUGCGGGGCCAUCAGUGUAAAAUGACGGACAACGCGAUCCCUGGGCCGCUAGAUCCUGAAGAACUUCAGAUACAAUAUGCUAAAUCUUUUCUACUGCAAACGGACAACUCCGGACUUAGCCUGUACGAGCACCUAUCUGCACUUUUGUCUCGCAUUUUGUCUGAGCGCCCACCCAAUGCUUUGGAGGUAUUUGAAUCCCUGAGUGCAGAGCUACAUUGGUCUAGACUAAAACAAGGAUCCGAUGUACUUCGUGCACCAAGAGAAGAGUCUCAUACCUGCAGGAAAGCUGAGGUGCAACGCGCACUCUUCUCCCGUGGAGAUGGUGAAGGUGAAGAGAGUGAGGCAGAAGGAGAGAUGACAGAGUCACCUCUUCCCAAUCUUCUUGACCUGGCCCACCUGUUGCAGCAAGGUGGUGUGAAUUUAGGGCGAGAUGAAGCAGUUAGAAUAUCUCUCGCUCUUAAACGUCUUACAGACACCCAUCCACUGCAGGUUUGCCACUUUUGGGGCAAGAUUCUGGGCAGUGGGGGUAGUUACUUGGUAGCAGAGGUACAGUUCCGGGAGGGAGAAGAUGAUGAAGCAGAAGAGGGAGGCGAGGAAGAAGAGAAGGGAGAAGUAGAAGAUGAUGUGGAAGAGGAAGAGAAUGAGGAAGCAGAAGACCUGCCACCCAAGUCCACAUAUCGCCCUCCACCUGUGAUACCAAAAGAGGAGAACGGCACAGGGGCAAAUAAACAUGUGUAUUAUGUGUGUUCAGAGGCAGGAGCUGAAUGGGUCAGACUGCCACCUGUUACCCCAGCUCAGAUCAGUGCAGCACGAAAGAUCAGACAUCUAUUCACAGGAAACCUAGAUGCCCCUGUUAUCACAUACCCCCCUUUCCCAGGAACAGAAAUAAACCUUCUUCGUGCCCAGAUUGCACGAAUUUCAGCAGGAACCCAUGUUAGCCCACUAGGAUAUUACCAGUUUGGAGAGGAAGAAGGUGAGGAAGAGGAGGAAGGGGCAGUAAGAGACACAUAUGAGGAGAACCCAGACUUUGAGGGCAUCCCUGUGAGUGAACUAGUAGAGAGUUUGUCCAACUGGGUACAUCAUGUCCAGCACAUCCUUCCACAGGGCCGUUGUGUCUGGGUUAAUACCUCUGUGAAGUCAGAAGAAGAAGAGGAUGAAGAAGAAGCAGAGGAAGAGGAAAAAGAGGAGGAAAAUGAGCCAGAGCCUGAAGUGGGUCCUCCACUACUCACACCUCUCUCUGAGGAUGCAGAGAUUGGACAGACUCCACCAUGGACAGCAUUCCUCUCAACACAUCUAAUUCCACAUUAUGCUCUUGCAGUUCUUCGUUCUAAUCUGUGGCCUGGAGCCUACACCGUUUCCAGUGCCAAGAAGUUUGAGAACAUCUAUAUUGGCUGGGGUCUGAAAUAUAUGCCUGAAGGCUACAGUCCCCCUGCACCUCCUGCUCCACAGGCAGAGUAUCCCAGCGGACCAGAGAUCACUGAAAGUACUGAUCCCACAGUUGAAGAGGAACAAGCUCUAAAAGCCGCAAAGGAGGAAGCAGAAGCAGCUGCUGAGGAGAUGGAAGAGGAAGAGGAUGAAGAAGAAGAAGAGGAUGAUUAAGAUUGCUCUAGUGCUGUUUGCUCCGUGCAUUCAUGCUCAAUAAAUUGCUAUUUUUCUGCAGCUGUUUAGGAAAAUAUUUGGUCAGCAUUUACAUAAAAUUUAAAGGGGCGAUAUGCCCUCUUGAUCAGCAAGAGUUAAACAUUUAGGGCUUGGGCUGAACAUAACUUUUUGCCUAUUAAGUUAAUCCAGUACAUCUAUGAUUUUUGUUAUUUCUUGAGCAGGGAAACUGGGACUACUCCAUGUUUGGUGCUUGCAAUAUUAUUAAAUAAUCGGUAUACAACCCAAUUUCUUCCUCCUUUGUUUUGUUAGCAAGAGAAAACCAUUGAUCUUUUAUGUUUUGGGGAACGCAAUAGACAAAAAGUAUGUUCAGAAUGAGCCCUAUUCAUUGCACUCAUGUUGAACAAUAGGAUAUAGGGGUUUAGACAAUACAUGUGUAGAGAUAUAAAAUCUAUUUAUAUAUAACACAAAUAUCCCUGUUUAACUCUGGUUAGAAGUAGUGGUUUAUUUAAAUACUUACUGUGCCUUGCAAAAGAAUGCAUACCCUUGAACAGUUCUGUCAUGCCAUUGAAUAACAAGUGCUACUAAACUUUGUUAAAGUACUUUGAAAUAAAAACAUCACAAAAAAGUUAAGGUA
Messenger RNA from Xenopus tropicalis (tropical clawed frog), 2276 nucleotides. RefSeq names its product radial spoke head 6 homolog A (gene rsph6a). Gene Ontology annotation, biological process: cilium assembly; cilium movement involved in cell motility. NCBI's taxonomy places the organism in Eukaryota, Metazoa, Chordata, Amphibia, Anura, Pipidae. The record is from RefSeq and is marked provisional. Gene Ontology annotation, cellular component: axoneme; radial spoke.